AUGAAUGGUCUUCAUGAACCAGAUUACUCUGACUCUGAGUUUGUUGAAGUCGAUCCAACUGGGAGAUAUGGCAGGUACAAUGAAAUCCUCGGCAAAGGAGCCUCAAAGACAGUUUACAGAGCAUUUGAUGAGUACGAAGGGAUUGAAGUUGCUUGGAACCAGGUCAAGCUUUAUGAUUUCCUGCAAAGCCCUGAAGAUCUUGAGAGGCUUUACUGUGAAAUUCAUCUCUUAAAGACAUUGAAGCACAAAAACAUUAUGAAGUUCUACACUUCCUGGGUUGAUACUGCAAACAGAAACAUCAAUUUUGUGACUGAAAUGUUCACUUCUGGGACUCUUAAGCAGUACAGGCUAAAGCACAAGCGAGUUAACAUCAGAGCAGUUAAGCAUUGGUGUCGGCAGAUCUUGGGAGGGCUUCUGUAUCUACAUAGUCAUGAUCCUCCUGUGAUCCAUAGAGAUCUCAAGUGUGACAACAUCUUUAUCAAUGGAAACCAAGGGGAAGUGAAGAUAGGUGAUCUUGGUUUAGCAGCAAUCUUAAGGAAAUCACAUGCCGCUCACUGUGUUGGGACACCAGAGUUCAUGGCUCCAGAGGUGUAUGAAGAGGCAUAUAAUGAGCUAGUUGACAUUUAUUCAUUUGGGAUGUGCGUUUUGGAAAUGGUCACUUUUGAAUAUCCAUAUAGUGAAUGCACUCAUCCUGCUCAGAUCUACAAGAAAGUUGUUUCUGGUAAAAAACCAGAUGCUUUGUACAAAGUAAAAGAUCCUGAAGUACGACAAUUCGUUGAGAAAUGCUUGGCAACUGCAUCAUCAAGGCUCUCUGCAAGGGAGCUUUUGAACGACCAAUUUCUCCAAAUCGAUGAAUGUGAAUAUGAUUUGAGACCAGUAGAUUAUGGCAGGCAGAUAGAUGACAUGGGUCCUCUUUUAAGGCAGCCUCUUUUUGAGCUUCAUCGAAGCAACAGUUCCUUUAGUAAUGGAUACUCAAAUGGUUUUGGUUAUGAUUCCCAAAAUGAAUGGGGGUAUCAUCCUGUUGAUGCCGAGUCAACUGGAAUUGAACUCUUUGAGCACCAUGACGACGAACAUUCUGAAGAUGUUGACAUAAGUAUUAAAGGGAAGAGAAGAGAAGAUGGUGGCAUCUUUUUGAGACUUAGAAUUGCAGAUAAAGAAGGUCGUAUCCGGAACAUCUAUUUCCCAUUUGACAUUGAGACAGAUACAGCAUUUAGUGUGGCAACCGAAAUGGUUGCAGAAUUGGAUAUCACAGAUCAGGAUGUAACCAGAAUAGCAGAUAUGAUUGAUGGGGAAAUUGCUUUGUUGGUACCCGAUUGGCAGCCAGGGCCAGGAAUAGUGGAAACACCCCGAUAUGCUAACCAAGGCUUCUGUCACAAUUGUGCUUCCAAUCACACCUCUAGUGGUUCCAUGAUGGAGUUUCUGUCAAACAACCCUAGUGCCAAGAACUUGCAAGUUCUUCAAUGUUGUAAACAAGGAUGUGCUUCAAUGCAUGGCCGUUUUGAGGAGAUUACAUACCAAGCCGAUGAGUCUGAGCAUCAUGUGACAGAGGGUGCACCAAAUGAAUCAAGCCAAUUGGAUUGCCUUCAUUACCAAGAAAUUUGGGGACAGCACGAAAGUCGCGAACUUAGUUCAAUAGGCUCUGGACAGAGUCAUUCUGAUGGAGAAUAUGAAAAAUUGGAUCUUUUAGUCACGGUUGAGGAUGAGCAAGAUCUUGAAUUGGAAAGCAAUCCUGCAUCCCAUGCAGGAAAUUCUACAAAAAAUUUAUCCGGUUCACAUUCUUUUUCUAUGAUCCAUUCAACUUACCAUGACCUCUCAGACACUCAUGAGAAUGAAAUUCAGGAGUUUAGAUGGCUCAAAGCAAAGCACCAGAUGGAGCUGAGGGAACUUAGAGAUCAGCAGAUAAGACUUGUUUCAAAAUCUUCAGAUAAUGGAAGAAAAGAACACGAAUUAGCUAACGGGGUCUUGUCAUCUUUGGUAUCAAGCACAUUACAAGGACUCAACAAUGUGAUGCUCUCAAAAUCUUGCGCUUAUGAUCGAAGAAAUUUAAGUCCCAAUUUCCAUGCUAAUCUCAAUAAGAACUGCGAGGCAAUGGAGUCUCCUAAUGCUGAGGAUGAGGUCACUGGCAAGAGUUUCUGCACAGGAUCAUUGCUUCCUCAGUCUCUUCGCAGGACAGUUUCUCUCCCAGUUGAUGCAGUUGAUGUAUAA
This is a messenger RNA of Prunus armeniaca (apricot), 2205 nucleotides long. The record is from the annotation of a GenBank genome assembly. NCBI's taxonomy places the organism in Eukaryota, Viridiplantae, Streptophyta, Magnoliopsida, Rosales, Rosaceae.